Molecule: messenger RNA, 4259 nt
Organism: Salvelinus fontinalis (brook trout)
Lineage: Eukaryota; Metazoa; Chordata; Actinopteri; Salmoniformes; Salmonidae
Product: aconitate hydratase, mitochondrial-like
Exons: 17
Coding region: 66-2414 (782 amino acids)
Biological process (GO): tricarboxylic acid cycle
Cellular component (GO): cytosol; mitochondrion
Molecular function (GO): aconitate hydratase activity; 4 iron, 4 sulfur cluster binding
Source: RefSeq, a predicted model, not a curated record
ACGCGACCUGACGGCUACAAAACCUGACGUCACCUCUGCUCGACACAUCUUUGUCAGUGAACAAAAUGGCGAUAUACUGUCUUACCGUUGCCCGGCUCCAGCUUGCCCUGGGCCAGGGUGUGCGGCGCAUGCACGUGUCUGCAGCCUUCAAUGCCAAGGCCAAAGUGUCAAUGAGCCGCUUUGAGCCCAGCAACUACGUCAACUAUGAGAAGCUCAAUGAGAAUGUCAACAUUGUGCGCAAGAGACUCAACCGUCCCCUCACCCUCUCAGAAAAGAUUGUCUACGGCCAUCUGGAUGACCCUGUGGGGCAGGACAUUGCCAGGGGCCGUACAUACCUGCGUCUGCGGCCGGACCGCGUGGCCAUGCAGGACGCCACAGCCCAGAUGGCCAUGCUGCAGUUCAUCAGCAGUGGCCUUCCCCAGGUGGCUGUGCCCUCCACCAUCCACUGUGAUCAUCUGAUCGAGGCCCAGAUUGGAGGAGCCAAGGACCUGGCGAGGGCAAAGGAUAUUAAUGCGGAGGUGUAUAACUUCCUGGCCAGUGCUGGAGCUAAAUAUGGAGUGGGCUUCUGGAAACCAGGCUCUGGCAUAAUCCAUCAGAUCAUCCUGGAGAACUAUGCCUACCCAGGGGUGUUGCUGAUUGGCACAGACUCUCACACACCUAAUGGUGGUGGACUGGGCUCCAUCUGCAUUGGAGUGGGAGGGGCUGAUGCUGUUGAUGUCAUGGCUGGCAUCCCCUGGGAGCUCAAGUGUCCCAAUGUUAUUGGGGUGAAGCUGACAGGCAAGCUGUCAGGAUGGACAUCCCCCAAGGAUGUGAUCCUUAAGGUUGCUGGGAUUCUGACCGUAAAGGGAGGUACUGGAGCCAUUGUGGAGUACCACGGACCUGGGGUGGACUCCAUCUCCUGCACAGGAAUGGCCACUAUCUGCAACAUGGGGGCUGAGAUUGGAGCCACUACCUCUGUGUUCCCCUACAACCACCGCAUGAAGACCUACUUGGAGAAGACUGGCCGUGGAGACAUUGCUGCCCUGGCUGACAAUUACGCUGAUCUGCUGGUUCCUGACGCGGGCUGUGAGUAUGACUCAAUGGUCGAGAUCAACCUAGAUGAGCUGAAGCCCCACAUCAAUGGGCCCUUCACCCCUGACCUGGCCCACCCCAUGGCAGACAUUGGGGCCACGGCAGUGAAAAAUGGCUGGCCCCUGCAGGUCAAAGUGGGUCUGAUUGGCAGCUGCACCAACUCCAGUUAUGAGGACAUGGGCCGCUCUGCCUCCGUGGCCAAACAGGCCCUGGACAAAGGUCUGAAGUGCAAGGCUGCGUUCACCAUCACCCCCGGGUCUGAACAGAUCCGCGCCACAAUCGAGCGAGAUGGAUAUACAAAGAUCCUUGGUGAUGUUGGUGGAAUGGUCCUGGCCAACGCCUGUGGACCCUGCAUUGGACAGUGGGACAGGCGUGAUGUGAAGAAGGGAGAGAAGAACACCAUCGUCACAUCUUACAACAGGAACUUCACCGCCAGGAAUGACGCCAACCCAGCCACACACGCCUUUGUCGCCUCCCCUGAGAUCGUCACAGCCCUGGCCAUCGCAGGAACCCUGGAUUUCAACCCCGAGGUUGAUUACCUUACGGCCGCCAAUGGAGAGAAGUUCAAGCUGAAGCCCCCCAGUGCAGACGAGCUGCCCAAGUUGGACUUUGACCCCGGUCAGGACACCUACCAGCACCCCCCUGCCGAGGGUGGCUCAAAACUGAGGGUGGACGUCAGCCCCACCAGCACCCGGCUGCAGCUGCUGGAGCCCUUUGACAAGUGGGCCGGAGGUGACCUGGAGGACCUGCAAAUCCUCAUCAAGGUGAAGGGGAAAUGCACCACAGACCACAUCAGCGCCGCUGGUCCAUGGCUCAAGUUCCGUGGUCACCUUGACAACAUCUCCAACAACAUGCUAAUUGGAGCAGUCAACAUCGAGAACGACGGCGUCAACAAGAUCAAGAACCAGCUGACAGGAGAGUACGGCGGUGUGCCUGACGUCGCCCGCCAUUACAAGGCCAACGGUCUGUCGUGGGUGGUUGUGGGAGAUGACAACUACGGUGAGGGAUCCAGCAGAGAGCAUGCAGCCCUGGAGCCCAGACACCUGGGAGGAAGAUGCAUCAUCGUCAAGAGCUUUGCCAGGAUCCACGAGACGAAUCUGAAGAAACAGGGAAUGCUGCCCCUGACCUUCCAGAACCCCGCUGACUACGACAAGAUCCGCCCAGACGACAAGAUCUCCAUCAAAGGACUUGCAACCUUCGCCCCAGGAAAGCCCCUGUCUACAGUAGUGAAGCACAGUGACGGCACCAAAGAUGAGUUCCAGCUGAACCACACCUUCAACGAGACACAGAUCGAAUGGUUUCAGGCCGGCUCGGCCCUCAACAGAAUGAAGGAGCUCCAGUAACUUGAGAGAGGGAAGAAGAGCUACGAAGACAGGGGGAGGGGUUGAGAGGACAAGGGACAUGCUGUGUUUUAAAGAUAUGGGAUGUCUCAAUAGUCUUGAAUGGCUUCCUCCCUCUCCUUAUGUUUAUCACUGAUCUGUAAGGUAAAAGUACUUUUUAAUAUGAGCUCCGUUUAACCAAUCAGUGAUGAGGGAGAGGAGGCGACUUAAGAGUUUUGAGACGUGGUAAAGAAUAAAAUAUAUGACGAUUCCGGUCCAGUACAAUCAUCAACCACUGCAUGUGACAUCCACUGCCCUGCACUGUAUAUACAAGUCAAGCUCAAACCACAGAACUUUUCAUAUGUAAGAAACGCAUCAAACUUUGCAGUACAGAUAGGAGUGCAUACAUAGAUGGGUACUACUGUAGAGUUGUUUUAAGGUACUGUGAGUUGCUGUGGUAGACAGAGAAUUAACUGUCUGUCAGGCAUGAAUGUUGUCUCGCAGAUACUGUAUUCAAAGGGACACUUACCGUUAAGUGUCAUAUGUACACACCAACACGCUCUACUUUGAGCGGAACGGUAACCUAAUACGCUGCCAAUUGCAGCGCCUCCUGUUAUCAGUUCAAACCGAUUGGUGAGGCUUGAAGUCUGUUUCAGUCAGUCCUGUAGUCGCUCACCUUGCCUCUGAGUUGCACCAGUCUAGCACUGUAUCUGUUGCAGGCGGCACGAUCUAUCUGCGUUAGGGAUCGAGUGUCUGCUUUGUCCUUUCUGCUCUAUCCACACGCCAUACGAUGUGUUUUGUUAAUUUUGUUGUAGAUUCUACAAAAUACAAAGAAUAGAAUACACAUGCUGGUUAAUACGAGGUGAAUUGAUUUUUCUAUAUGUGUAUGUUACCUCUUUGUAACAACAUCCCACCACCACUGAAUAAUAAUACAACACAGGUCAAAGCUUCAAAUAUUUUAGUGAUUGUAUUUUUUUCUCUCUCAAAGCUUGGAUGUGCAUUGACAUGUUUCAUGCGGUCUCCUCAUAGAGAACAGUGUUGAUUGGACUACCAGACUCUUUUGCCCUGUCUUGUGUAUUUUUUUAUUUAUUUUUUGCGCUCUUAUCUAAUUUUACAUGUUAGUGCCCAGAGUUUGUGUGAGUCAGGUAACUUGGCUAGGAAAAAAAAUCCUUGUCUUUACCACUGAAGUGAACCUGGUGUCAAAGACACCUAAAGCACUCCCAUUGCUUAGCAGUGUAUGGGAACUCUCUCAAACAUACUAGCUAACUCUGCCUAGAAACAUAUCCACAAGCAAUUACACAUUUUAUGAAUUUUUCUGUAUUUUUAUAAAACAUUUAAACAUCGAAUCCCAACUGCAUUAAAGUUGAGUGACGAAGUGCAGCAGCUUUCCGAAUCUGCUGUGCAAUGGGAGAAAUGGUACCAUGGCCUCAAUGUCUGUUCGAUAUAAUUCCCUUACCCCCGCCCCCCCUCCCCAGACAGGUCAUGGCUAGAAAGGAUCCAGCUUUUGUCAAAUUAACAUCAGAUUUGACUUUUCGUAGCAGGUCAGAACAUACACAGCAGGUUCUGAGAAUUAGGUUAGGAAAAGGGUUAGGGUUAGUUAAAAUGAAGGGGAAAAAUAUACUUUUGAUUUUUAAUUUGACAAAGCUAGAUCCCUUCUAGCCUUGACCCCCUAGACAGGAUAUACACUCAUGCCAAACAAUCUCGAUCACUACUACGAUCAUCACCCCCCUCCUGUCUACAGUAUGGAAAGUGUCUGGAUACAUGUGUAUUUAAAUGUCUUUUUCGGUGUUCGUUUUUUUCUGUAUUGCAGAAAUGAGUGCUAUCCAGUUGCAAUGGGUUGUAAAAUAAACUGACAUUUCAAUGACUAUA